Messenger RNA from Chaetomium globosum CBS 148.51, 1314 nucleotides. RefSeq lists its product as uncharacterized. Lineage: Eukaryota; Fungi; Ascomycota; Sordariomycetes; Sordariales; Chaetomiaceae. The transcript is spliced from 5 exons. The coding region runs from base 1 to 1314 and encodes 437 amino acids. The record is from RefSeq and is a predicted model, not a curated record.
AUGGAUGAAGGGCUCGCCAGGUGCGAGGGUUGUGUCCGCUACCAUGGUUCAUCCGUUUCGACCGGGUGUCUGGGCUUGGCUAUAUCAGCAAACUCUUGCGUUGCAGCCGGCACUUACGUGCAUCGCAUGCGGUGCAUUUCUGGAGCGUGCUCCUUUCCUUCUCCCUUAUUCAUCAUCCCCCCCUCCCCAACCCAGACCCAGACCCAGACCCAGACCCAGACCCAACCCCAGGUGACCUAUUUCCCCGCCCCCACCCCCACCCCCAUCUUCCGUAGCCCCCCACCAAACCCGCCAACCCUCUAUGCCCCCAAACUCAAACCCAACCCCGACGCCGGCCUCCUCUCCUCCAACUCCACCUCCACCAUCACCACAUCAUCACUACUGCUCCCCUUGAGCGACAUCCCCCCGACCAUGCGAUGCUCGUCGCUGUUCCUGCCCGCCCGCGGCCCCAGCCCCAGCCCCGAGAUGCUAGCAGUAGCCGGCUGGUGCCGUGACAAGGAGUGGCGCCAGGAACGUAGCGAUGGUGGUGGUGGUGGUGGUGGUGCCAAAGAGGCGCGGGAAGAGGCGGGUCAUGGGGUGCUUGAGGAUGGGAAGGCAGGCGCUGAUGAUGCCGAGGUUGGCUUCGAGGAGGGUCCAUACGACGCGGUCGACGAAAUGGCGGCCAUGACAAAGACUCCGCAGAGCAGCAAACGAUCGCGUAAACUCAGGUGUAGUUUCAGGAUGGGCCAAACCGGCAACACCAGCACCAAGACGUCGGUUGUGAUGUUCAAGACAGCAUACGCAAUCCAGGACUUCUCCGAGUCGAUGCAAGUUGCGCCCGAGUCCCGCACCCAUGCCCCUUGGAUCGGGGCACACUCAAAGAUGGUGGCGGCGAUGCUGCCGAUGCUGUACCCGACGAUGACGGACAAGAGAGUGAAGGCGGCAGAACGGAAAUUCUUGGACACAAAUAUGCGCAGGCACAGUAAGAUGACCGAGACCUUGUUGAGGCAUACCGUCACCUUGUACGGCGUGAGGGCGAUAAAGUACCACUUCAGGGCACCCUCUACUUCUGCCCGGGCCGGCAACCAGGAUGGUGACCAGCGAGGUGAUGUACAGCUUCCAGCCUUGAUCUUCGGACCCACCGUUGGAGAAGGCGACUCCACGGUCGCGCAUCCUAGGCUGUGGGAAUGCGGACUAUCCCUUCGUGUCCUGGGGCUUCCAGGCUUGAGAAGGGUACACGACCUGCAAAGUCAGAUAGGGUUGAGUCGUGCACCCCCGGGGCCAUGGGAUGGGGUUCGACGUGACAUGUCACUGAAAAGAAGGCAGGGGCAGUAA